Messenger RNA from Angiostrongylus costaricensis, 1887 nucleotides. NCBI's taxonomy places the organism in Eukaryota, Metazoa, Nematoda, Chromadorea, Rhabditida, Metastrongylidae. The record is from the annotation of a GenBank genome assembly.
AUGAUGAUCUCUUUUGAUGACUUUUUUUUACGAAACAAUAUAAUGAUUUUUUCGCAAUUUUUAUCUCAGGUUGCGGAAUCGGUUGCGUGCGAAAAAUCGCAGGACUACGUUUGUCGUAACGGUGCGGUAUGUGAACGUCACAGUGGUCGGACUGUAUGCAUAUGUAAGCAAGGAUUCAGUGGAAAGUACUGCCAAUUUACUUUACGGCCGCGAACUUGUGCUGAAGCUCUCUCGUUUCAUGGACUCGGCGAAGGUCCUGUGCAGCUUGAUGUUGAUGGUUCUCGCCCGCUGUACAGUAGUGUUGCAGUCUGUCGAAAUGGCACGUACGUUCCUUACCACUUACUAGGAUACAUAGUCAAUAAAUAUUAUGCUUCCGGAUUGUGCAGACAGCAAGUUUUGUACGAUUGCAAUAGAGCUGCCCUUGGUUUCGAAUCCAGACGAACAUGGUUCAAUUCGGUGGCCCGUAAUCGUAGUAUUGCGCAAAUCGGACGAAUUCCAAACAGCUGUCCUUGUAUGGAUAUGGGUUGCAUUGAAAACAGUAAGAAAAUUAUAUUCUCCGGAGAUCGUCCUAUUCGUUUCUCUAAGCCCCAAGCGCUGCCGAUUGGUAAUUGGCGAGGCGAACCGUUAUCCCUACAGUUUCGCACUGCCGUCGCAUCAGCUAUCGUAUUUUCUGUGCAAGACGGCAAUGAUGUAGUUCUGAAUGCGAAAUUGAUCAAUGGCAAGUUACUGUCUUUUGUUUUCUUCAGAUACAAUGAACCGAACCAUCCGAACUAUUCGAGAGCUUCUCACUUCCUGUGUGGCGAGGAGGAAACUAAGCAGGAAGUUAAUACUCACAAACAAAGUGUAAUUUAUCCUUUAGUGACAAAUACAUUGAACCGUAUAGGUCUAUAUCUGAACUGCGAGGAUCGAUGUAAUUCGAAUUUCUGCCAGAAUUCCGGUGAAUGUAUCGAAGACUUCGCCAGUGAUGGUGUCCUUUGCCGUUGUAAAUAUUCGAACGUGCAGAGUGGACGAAACUGCGAAAUCGAUAUCAAUCAAAACUCGUCCGUAUCGUUCAAUGGUGGAUUCUUAAAGUACGAGUUGUUGCGAAACCCACUGGUAGACCAGACAGUGAUCUCAUUUCGAACCGAUCAAUCACACGCGCUCAUAUUGUUCGUCCACGAUCAUCACAAUAAUUUCAUGCAGCUACACUUGUCCGAGGAGGUCAAUCUCACCUUAUCGCUCAACAACGAGGCCAUUGUGUCAUCGUGUACAGUUCGUGCUCGCCCAGGCACUGAAUUCAGCAACAUGGAAUGGAUUCAGGUACACUCAACGCAGCUGUCGACGUUGACCGUUGACGACGACGCGUGCUCAAUUCAUGCGGCACGAAAACUCUCUGAAAAGCCUGUGCAGAAGUUCAUCAACGUGUUUACGGACGGUUCUAUGGUUCUUCGCCCGAUCUACCAAUGUGCGAUAGCUAAUCUUUUCGGAUGCGUUCGCGGAAUGAAAGUUGGCGGUGAAGUGAUCAAUUUGCGUCUUACAGUUCACGGAAAUCGGCCAAGUGAUCCCAAGGCUAUUCGAUCUGGCUGUGAUAUGGGAUGUGACACACUGGACUGUAAGAAUGGCGGACAUUGUUCGGUCGCGUGGCGCAAGGGAGAAGAAGUCUCGUGUGAUUGUUCUCGGACGAGUUACGCUGGUCCGCAGUGUACUAUUGGUAAGUUGUCGUGUUUCUUAAUCCUGGAAGGGUAUACUGAUAUACAAUCUACUAGGCCAAACGCUUCAAUAACACUUACAAAAAGACGAAGAACUCUCCGGAAGUUUAGAACAGCUGAUUAUAGUCGCAUGUGGUUGACGACUGCACCAUCCCACAUCAAAAAUCGAUGCGAACGUACGAGAUCAGGUCGCGUAUGA